AUGACCCUCAAUCCCGCAAAUCUCAAAGGUCUCGAGCUCAAAACAGGUGCAUCUGCUGGCGAACUCCUCAAAAAACUUCGAAGUUUCCGCGAAAAUCACGGAGGCAUGGAUAAAAUAGCUGAUACUCGGCUGUAUAUCAGCGGCAUGUUCGUGCUGCGACGUACGGAUCUACUGGAAGCCGCGAACAUUACCCAUGUUGUGUCCGUCCUCAGAGGCCGACUGGAUCAGACCCAGGUCGAGAAAUUCGCAUCUGCUGGAAAGCAUUUACACAUCGAAGUUAAUGACGACGAUGACGAGAAUCUAAUUGAAUAUUUCCAAACGUCGAAUGCGUUUAUCGAUAAAGCUAUACAAGAAGGUGGAAGUGUCUUAGUGCAUUGUGCGAUGGGCAUAUCUCGAUCCGCUACAAUCUGUGCAGCAUAUCUAAUCUACAAAAAGCAGAUACCAGCAGAGAUCGCCCUGGAAAUCCUCAGACAGUCACGGCCAAUUAUCUGCCCAAACCUCGCAUUCAGAAAGCAACUUGACAUCUAUUCUGAGAAUCUUGAGCAGGCGAUUCAAAAUCUUGACGAUGUGCCUGCGUACCAGCGAUACUUGUAUAGGAAAGAAGUCGAGCUGAGUCGUUUGGCACAUAAAGCUCCAACCAUCAAUCAUUAUGGGGAGGAUGAAUCUAAGGAAGGAUCGGAUAUGCAGUUGAAGUGUAGGAAGUGCAGGCGUACUCUUGCGCUUUCAAGUUCGUUCGUGGACCAUUAUGCUGCUAGUCCACCCGUUGCCUCCAGCUCCCGCGAUCGUAUUCUUAACGCCGUUGGUAUAAACAAAAACAAUUGCCAGCACCAUUUCCUCGACCCAAUUGUAUGGAUGAGGCCGGAGCUCGAGAAGGGAGAGAUGGAGGGCAAGCUUGAAUGUCCUAAGUGUAGCUCUAAAAUCGGUUCUUACGCUUGGCAUGGAAUGAAAUGUAGCUGUGGAAUUUGGGUAACACCGGCUAUAUCACUUGCAAAAGGCAAAGUAGAUGAGUCCCGGCCUCGGUCGACAUUAUGA
Orbilia oligospora ATCC 24927 is the source of this 1032-nucleotide messenger RNA. RefSeq lists its product as uncharacterized. Gene Ontology annotation, molecular function: protein tyrosine/serine/threonine phosphatase activity. Bases 1 to 1032 code for a protein of 343 amino acids. The record is from RefSeq and is a predicted model, not a curated record. Gene Ontology annotation, biological process: protein dephosphorylation. The transcript has 4 exons. Gene Ontology annotation, cellular component: nucleus. NCBI's taxonomy places the organism in Eukaryota, Fungi, Ascomycota, Orbiliomycetes, Orbiliales, Orbiliaceae.